AAGAAUGAAAGACCCCUCUGUGUGCACCUUGGACCUCCGCCUGUCUCUUGGACGUGUCAGUACUCAUGUCUGGUCACAUAAUUGUCUAUAAGACCUGAAUUCGACUGCACUUAUCUUUUAUGAUUAAGAUACAAUUUAACAUCUAGGGCUGAGUCGUGUUUUGGACUUCAGACUCAGAUAUAAAGCUAUAGCAACACUAACAUCUGCGCACUCUCGAGUCAGACAUGGACACCUGGGCUUUUCUAAGCAUUCUGCUAGCGGUGACGCAUUAUGUGUCAGGGCAGAGUAUGAUAAGAUGGUGCACUAUUUCUCCUGCGGAGGAGUCCAAAUGUAAAGCAAUGGCUCAGGCUUUCACCAGUGCUGCCAUUCGACCACCGCUACAGUGCGUCCGCGCCUCAUCUAAAGACGAAUGCGCUCAAAAACUAACCAAAAAAGAAGUUGAAGCCUUUUCAGCUAGUGCUAAAGAAAUAUACGACAUUGGCAAGCAAGCCAGGUUCAAAAUUGCAGCUGGAGAAUCUGGAGCAGAUGGGAAAGGAAUAACAUACUACGGUGUUGCUGUGGUUAAAAGGACAAAUUCAGCCAUCAACAUCAACAAUCUGAAGGGAAAGAAGUCUUGUCACACUGGCAAGCACCGCACAGCUGGCUGGAACGUCCCUCUGGGGUAUUUGAUUGACAGUGGAAUGAUGUCAGCCAUGGCCUGCAACAUCCCUCAAGGGGUUGCUGACUUCUUUAACGCCAGCUGUAUCCCGGGGGCUAAAGAUGACCCUGCGUCCCUGUGUCAGCUGUGCGUGGGAGAUAGAACAGGAAAAUAUAAGUGUGAUGAAAGCAUUGAAGAGCAGUAUUAUGCAUAUAAUGGAGCAUUCAGGUGCUUGGUUGAGGAUGCAGGUGAUGUCGCCUUUGUGAAGCACACAACUGUAAGCGAGAAUACUGAUGGUCAGGGUGAAUCCUGGGCUCAAGACUUGCAUUCUGAGGACUAUCAGCUCCUGUGUCGGGACGGCACCCGCAGUCCAGUCAGAGAUUAUGAGAAAUGCCAUCUGGCUCGAGUCCCAUCGAGGGGGGUUGUUGUUCACACUGACAUCAGCAGUUCAGUGGUUUACAACAUGUUGCGUGAGGGACUGCAAAAGUCUGGGUUCCCCAUGUUCUCCUCAGCAGGCUUUGAUGGAACAAACUUGUUGUUCAGUGACGCUUCAACCACAUUUAUCCAAGCUGGAAGCGAAAACUAUAUGGAAUGGAUGGGCCAAUACUAUCACAUACUGAGAGCUGUGGACUGCUCAGAGUCAGAUGUUCCCUCUCAAUUACGCUGGUGUGUCCUGUCUCAUGGAGAGCAGCAAAAAUGUGCAGACAUGGCUGUGGCUUUCAAAAGCAAAAGUUUGAUUCCUUAUAUUCAGUGUGUCUACGGUGCAUCUGUGGAGGACUGUAUGAAGAAAAUACAAAACAAGGAAGCUGAUGCCAUCACUCUUGAUGGAGGUUACAUCUACACAGCGGGGAAGAGUUUUGGUUUGAUACCUGCUGUUGGGGAGAGCUACACAGGAGAUGCUGACGGAAGUAUUUAUUAUGCUGUGGCUGUGCUGAGGAAGAGCAACAGAGACAUCAAGAGAUUCAGUGACCUCAAGAGCAAGCGCUCCUGUCACACAGGUUAUGGAAGGACUGCAGGCUGGAACAUUCCUAUGGGUCUGCUAAUAGAAAAAGGCAUCAUCAGACCGCAGACAUGCCAAGUGGCCCAAGCGGCUGGGGAGUUCUUUGAAUCAGCUUGUGUACCUGGAGCCAAUCAGAAAGGUUUCCCCAGUAACCUGUGUGAGCAGUGCAUUGGAGACUCCAGUGGUCAGAACAAGUGUGAAAAAGGCAAGGACCUAUAUGAUGGUUACGAUGGAGCCUUCAGGUGCCUUGUUGAAGAUCAUGGUGAUGUGGCCUUUGUCAAACAUUCCACUGUAUUCCAGAACACAGAUGGAAACAAUACAGAUUUUUGGGCGGUACACCUGGAUUCCCGUGAAUUUCAGCUGCUUUGUUCUCAGGACUCUCGUGCUGAAGUCACUCAGUACACUAAGUGCAACCUGGCCCGUGUCCCUUCUCACGCGGUCAUGAUAAGACCCGAUACCAACCACCACGUCAUCUUUGGCCUCCUGGACAAAGCCCAGAAUUUCUUUGGAGUUAAUGCUGCCUCAGGCUUCAAGAUGUUUGACUCCAAACCCUAUGAGGGAUCCGACCUGAUUUUCAAGGACUCAACUAUCACUUUAAUUGGUGUGGGAGGGAGGAAGAGUUAUGAGGAGUGGCUUGGCCAGAGCUACCUGGAUGCUGUAAUAGCCCUGGAGUGUUCAGCUUCAUCAACAGUGUUUUCCUCAUCCUCACUAUUACUGAUGUCUAUUAUGAGCUCCCUGUUGGCUUUGUAGCAGGUCUGCCAGCCACAGCAGGGGUCCCGGUCACUUCAUCCCAUCUUGACUCUGACCUUCAUACCCAUGCUGAUAAAUUUAGAUGAUUCAAGUUCAAAUCAAACUGCUAAAUCUAAAGCUACAAAAUGUUUAAGCAAUAGCAAUGCCUUUUAUCUGUGAUUGUAAUAGCACAUAGUACGUGUCUAGUACGGCUGAUAAGAUUACUAAGUGGGUCUAGGAAAAUUGUCUUAAAAUAGGAAUUGCAAAGAGCUGGCCAAAGUCUUUCUUUAAACCAAGUUUAAACCAAAGCUGGUUUACUUUUAUGACCAUUUGUAUUAUUUCUACUCUGAAAUUGCUGAGGGCAAUAGCCAUAUCAGUGCAUAUGCUUUGCCUGUUACAUAUUUAUUGCACAAUGUUUAUUGCAGCUUUUAAAACCGACAUUUUAUUAUGUUAUGAACUACUUGAAGGCACAUGCCAUAUCAGGGAAUAUGCUGUGUCUAGCAUUUUUCUCUUUGCUGAUUUUUUAACUAUUAUCAUGCCGUUGAAUGCAGCAUGCACUGGAGUUGUACUACUGAAAGGUUCUUUUCCUCUUGUAACAAAUUGUGCUCAUGCAUUUAAAAUUCAAAUAUUUUUGGACCAAUACAAUAAGGUCAUUGAAAUGAAAUAAGCUCUUGAAUUGUGAUAAACUCAGCAAUGCUUUCAUAUCUUGGGAGAAAUAUAUCAUUCCAGUGCUUGUGCAGUCUCUUAUGCUGCAACAUUGUCCAUAACAGACCUUUUGUUUCAGCAUUUAGUUAGUGUUGUUGCAAUGCAAGUGUUAAAUUCCAUUUACUAAGCAAUGUUCUCAAACUGUAUAGUAGCAAAGUGACAAUUUGCUUUCCUUUCUUUGUGAUAGAAACUUGUUAUAAAUUCCAAAAAUGAUACAUACAGAUCAUGUGAGUGAGAUGAAACUACACUGCAAGAAAAACAACUUAUUUUUUUCCCCCUCAAAAUUCAGAAUCUUUUGUCUAAAACCCACAGUGGAGCAGAUGAUUUAUACAUUGUUAAACAUAGUAUCACUUCCUUGCUUUCUUGCUUUCUGAUGUGUUUCUUUGAGAGAUUUAUUUUUAUUUCUUCAGAUACCAUAUCAGUGUAUAUGUGCUGACACAUGAAUGUCCCACAUUAAUACCUGCUUUGUCUUGAAAUUUCUUGAUGAAAUGAUUGAGAUAUAACUAAUAUUUAGUUGCCAGGCCAGUGCGUCUGCUCAAGUAUUACAACAAUUAUCACUUAUUUUAAAUAAACAAGCAUC
Messenger RNA from Cyprinus carpio (common carp), 3651 nucleotides. Its product is annotated as melanotransferrin-like. The record is from RefSeq and is a predicted model, not a curated record. Gene Ontology annotation, cellular component: plasma membrane; extracellular region; early endosome. NCBI's taxonomy places the organism in Eukaryota, Metazoa, Chordata, Actinopteri, Cypriniformes, Cyprinidae. Gene Ontology annotation, biological process: iron ion transport.